Mucor velutinosus is the source of this 873-nucleotide messenger RNA. RefSeq names its product Vacuolar inheritance and morphology protein. The record is from RefSeq and is a predicted model, not a curated record. The transcript has a single exon. NCBI's taxonomy places the organism in Eukaryota, Fungi, Mucoromycota, Mucoromycetes, Mucorales, Mucoraceae. Bases 1 to 873 code for a protein of 290 amino acids.
AUGUCUGCGGAAAAAGUGUUCGUCAUUGGUGCCACUGGAAAUAUUGGCGUGAAAGCUGUCAAUGACCUUCUUGACCAUAAGAUUCCUGUCACUCUAUUUGCUCGUAGUCCCGAGAAAGUUGCUUCCUUGUUCUCGAGCGAUCUUGUAAAUGUGAUUCAAGGCGAUUUCAAGGAUUUAUCACCCAUCAAGGAAGGUAUAAAAGGGCACACACGUUUAUUUUUGCUGGUGAGUGAUUUCUAUGAUUUUGUCAACAUCAAGAAAACCAUCGCUACCUAUGCUUAUGAGGCUGGUGUCAAGCAAAUUGUCGAUAUUUCUUCUUUGGUAGUCAAUUUGGGUUGGAGAAGUACUUCCAUUGGGUCCAUUCAUUACUAUGCUGAAAAGGCCAUCUAUGAUAUCCCUAAUCGUGGUCAUUUUGUUGCGCUUCGUCCAGGUCGAUUCACAUCAAACCAUCUUGGCAUGAUGCGUCCCCUCGCAGAUAAAGGCCUUUUCGAUAAUGGAGCACCAGAUUCUCCCCAAGGCUGGAUCUCUACAAAUGAUAUUGGCGCUGUUGCCGCGGUGGUGUUGCGCGAAGAUGUCAACAAACAUAUGGAUGCUGUGUAUAGUCUCAUUGGUGAUGUGGUUACUUCCAACGAACGGGCUGCUAUAUUGACGCGCAUUACUGGACAGAACAUCAAGUAUACUCAAAUCUCACCUGUUCAUAAGUAUCACAAAAUCAUGGAAUCUGGCCACAUUCCUCAUGUGUUUGCAUUGGAUCUAGUAACUGAUUUGGAUGGUCAUGAUGAUAAAACUACGCCUAUUAUUGAGAUACUACUAGGUAGAAAGUCUGAGACGGUAGAGGAAUAUCUUACUGCCAACAAGAACAAUCUCAAGUGA